Molecule: messenger RNA, 5571 nt
Organism: Betta splendens (Siamese fighting fish)
Lineage: Eukaryota; Metazoa; Chordata; Actinopteri; Anabantiformes; Osphronemidae
Gene: zeb1b
Product: zinc finger E-box binding homeobox 1b
Exons: 8
Coding region: 135-3419 (1094 amino acids)
Biological process (GO): regulation of transcription by RNA polymerase II; anatomical structure development
Molecular function (GO): RNA polymerase II cis-regulatory region sequence-specific DNA binding; DNA-binding transcription factor activity, RNA polymerase II-specific
Source: RefSeq, a predicted model, not a curated record
GGUGAUGUCGUAAAGCUGAGUGUCGUAAACCAGGUGCGGAGAAGGGGAGGUGAAGGGGAGGGAGGAGAAGGAGGGGGAGAGAGGGUGAGAGAGGAGGUGACUCUCCGGCAGCAUUUAGACACAACGAAAGGAUCAUGGCGGAUGGCCCCAGGUGUAAGCGCAGAAAGCAGGCGAACCCGCGGAGGAACAACGUGACCACCUACAGCACCGUGGUGGAGGCCGCCUCAGACUCCGAUGACGAGGACAAGCUGCACAUCGUGGAGGAGGAAGGCAGCCUGGCGGACAGGGCCGACUGCGACAGCACCCUGCAGGACGACGAGAGCCCCAGGGAGCAGUGCUGGGACCGAGUGAAGGAGGAUUGUGGGUCAGAUGGAGAAGAUGACAUGAGCACAGAUGCACUGGUGGAGGAGAUGCUCCAGCAACAGGACACAGCCAUCAUCUACCCCGAGGCCCCGGAGGAUGAGCCACAGCGACAGGGCACCCCUGAAGCCAGGAGCCAUGAUGAGAACGGAACUCCUGACUCUUUCUCGCAGUUACUCACCUGCCCGUACUGUGCGCGCGGCUACAAGCGUUACAGCUCUCUGAAGGAGCACAUCAAGUACCGGCACGAACAAACCGAAGAUAGCUUCAGCUGCCCUGAGUGCAGUUACAGCUUUGCUUACCGAGCUCAACUGGAGAGGCAUAUGACGGUCCACAAGAGCGGACGGGACCAGAGACACAUCACACAGUCGGGAGGCAAUCGUAAAUUCAAGUGCACUGAAUGUGGCAAGGCAUUUAAAUACAAGCACCAUCUGAAGGAGCACCUACGCAUCCACAGUGGAGAGAAACCCUAUGAGUGCUCCAACUGCAAGAAACGCUUCUCCCACUCAGGCUCAUACAGCUCUCACAUCAGCAGCAAGAAGUGCAUCAGCGUCAUUUCGGUGAACGGCAGACCGCGCUUGGGGAACACCAAAACCCAGAGCCAGGGUCCAUCGCCCACACAAACCUCGAUUCUUCACACCCAGAUUAGGGAAAAGCUGGAGCACAGCAAACCCCUUCAGGAACAGCUGCCCCAUAACGAGAUCAAGACUGAGCCGAUGGACUACGAGUACAAGCCAACAGUGAUCACAUCCCCAGUUGUGACUGCCAUGAAUGGUGGGGUCUUCAACGGAAGCCCUGCAGCGCCCCUGCAAGGAACAGUGCAGGCUGUGGUCCUGCCCACUGUGGGGCUAGUGUCACCCAUUAGCAUCAACCUCGCAGACCUGCAAAAUGCUCUGAAAGUGGCAGUGGAUGGAAACGUCAUUCGCCAGAUGCUGGAAAACAAUGCCAAAGGUCAGGGGCUUAACACUGGGCUAACCACUGGAACGCUCCACCCCCCACAGCAGCAACUCAUCUCAGCCAUCAGUCUGCCUAUAGUGGGUCAGGAUGGAAAUGCAAAAAUCAUUAUUAACUGCAGUUUGGAACCCAACCAGGGCCAGCUCACAGCCCAAAACCUGAAAAAAGAGCCUGAACCAGUAUCACCAGCUCAGACCACUGAUACCUUCAAGUCUCAGAAACUCCCAGAAGACCUUACGUGCAGGGGCAUCAAGCCCAAUGAGACUAAAGAAAAAGAGGAAAAGACCACUAAAACCUGUCUCCUGUGUGAUAAUUGUCCUGUGGGACUGGAAGCGCUCCAUGCCCUCAAGCACUGCAAGAAGGAUUGUCUCAGGCUGAAUGGAGCAGGGUUGGAUAAGUCUGAGUCUGCUGUUGCUGCCCUGCUCUCAGAGGCGGGACUCUGCAACCAACCCAAGAACCUUUUGUCCCUGCUUAAGGCCUACUUUGCCUUAAAUGCGGAGCCCACUAAGGAUGAGCUGGCCAAGAUUUCUGACUCAGUCAGUCUCCCAAUUCAUGUGGUUAAGAAGUGGUUUGACAAAAUGCAGGAGGGUCGGAUUUCACUGGGCGCCCCAACACCCCCUUCAGAAGAAGAGGACAUCUAUGAAGCUAGCGGCGUGGUAUCACUUGUCCCAGGCAAGGACAUGAACCCCUCUGUGAUCCAGGACAGCCCCACAGAGGCCACUCCGGCAGAAGUCAAUGGUGCUCAUAGCUCACCAGCUUCCCCCCCACCACUAAACCUGACAUCUGGCAGUCCUGUCCCCAUCCAGCCUACUCAGAGUGCAGAGGGACCCCUGGACCUGUCACUGCCAAAGUCCACUAGGGAGGAAGCAAAGAAGGUUGUGGGUAAGGUGGGCACUGACCCGUCAACCUUCUGUGGCUCCAGCACUGAUGAUGAACCUUUAAACUUAACUUGCACAAGGAAAGAAGCUUCACCACUCUCAGCCCUGGGCUCCAGCCCUGUCCCACUGUAUGCCAGCCAGCUAAGUGGCAAACCUCUGGAUAUAGUCACCACAAUGCAAUGCCUCAAGGCACUCGCUACCAACAACAACCAGACUAUCCUGAUUCCUCAGCUGGCCUACACAUAUACCACUACAGCAAACAGCCCUGCAGGGACCGAGAUGCAUGAAACCAUCCACCUCAACGGAGUGAAGGAGGACAAACAGGACGCCGGCUCAGACGGCCUCUCUACUAUGGAGGAGCAGAACGACUCGGACUCAGGCCCUCCGAGGAAGAAGAUGAAGAAGACGGAAAGUGGCAUGUACGCCUGCGACUUGUGUGACAAGAUCUUCCAGAAGAGCAGCUCCCUCCUGAGACACAAAUACGAACACACGGGGAAGCGACCUCACGAGUGCGGCAUCUGCAGCAAGGCCUUUAAACACAAACACCACUUGAUCGAACACAUGAGGCUCCACUCCGGAGAGAAGCCGUACCAGUGCGACAAGUGUGGCAAGCGUUUCUCCCACUCAGGAUCCUACUCCCAGCACAUGAACCACCGCUACUCUUAUUGCAAGAAGGAGACACACAGCCAGGAUGGAGGCCGAGAGACCCCAGAGGAGGACUCAGAGGUCCAGGCUGAGUUGGAGACCCUGAGCCAGGUACAGAGGCGGCACUUGGCUCCGUCCCAACUGGAUUUGGACGAACGGGGGAGCAGCACCAGAGACGAUGAAAGCGAGGAGGAGGAGGAGGAAGGCGUAGUGGACAUGGACGACAUCCAGGUGGUGCAGAUAGGAGAUGAAGGAGGGGAUGACGAGGAGGAAGAAGAGCAAGGAGAGAGGAAUGAGGAGGAAUCGGAAAGAUUAGUGGUAGAAGGCGGCGAAGAGGAGGCGAAAACCGAGAUAGAAAUAAAUGAGGCGGAAGAGGAGGCCGACACAAGACAGGAGGAUGACCUCGUUCAGGAGGAAGAAGAAGAAGUAGUCAAGAUGGAGGAGGAGCAGGCGAUGGACACAGAAGGAGGGCUGGUGGAGGCAGAGGGCGAGGACACAAAGGACGAAGGAGGCGAAACAAAAGAGAACGCGGCUUCUGAAGACGAGACUCGGACGUCACAGGAGAGAGGAGAUGCUGACUAAAAAGGAGGAAGACUGAGACACAAUCACAUCCUCUCCCUGGGCAGAGACAGAAAUGCCGGAGAAGACGUCUGGUCUCUCUGACGGUUGCUUUCAGUUCACUACUGUGUAGAAAUCCAGGUGUGCCUGAAAAAUACUAGUGACUUUUCCACAGGAGGACAAUUUCUCAUUGUUAGAAGAUUUGUAAAGAAAACAAUGAAGACGAACACAAAUUUUGACAAACAAAAGAAAUGCAUUAUACAGACUUUGGAAGCUAGAGCCGACAUGUUUUAGAUAAUGUUUUAUUACUAAAACACAUUGGGUCAUUUCUUUUUAUCAGUGUUACUAAUUUUAUCACGCAUAUUUUAACCUUUAAAGCUGUACAGUUGGGAGAUAUUUCUAUACCUUUUUAUUGCCAAUGAACUAAAAAGUCAGUAUUUUAUUAAGUUGGAAGGAAAAUAAGAAAAUCCUGUGCACUACAAGUGGCUUGGUUUACCUAUGGAUUGAGCGGUUGAGUUAUGUUGUCUACCCUUCAGUAUUACUGCACUAGAUUUACCGCGUGUCACAUGAGAAGAUGCUGGUUUGCUUUGGUUGUAAUUGGAUCAUGAGCCUUAAGAAGACAAACGGCAACAGAAGCCUGACGGGUUUUGUUGUUCACUUCCAGAUGUAAGGACACGUUGACGUCAAAGUGUCUUUACCAAAUCAGUGUUUCACACGAAUAGUUUGAUAUUAUGGGAAGUGAACUCAAAUGCUUUCUUUGUUUGAAGAUUGAGACCACUCUCAAGGCCUAAUUGUUAAGAGGCUACAGCUACAAUUAGCACUUGCAAAUUAGCUUAGCUUAGCCUAGCUUAGCCCAAAGACUAAAGCAAUGCAGAGAAGCUCAAGCUAGCAGUUAAUGCUGGCUAAUUUAUUGCUUUGAGCUCAUGUCCAGGCGGUGUCAGUAAUGCACAUGUAGGAUGCUAUAGCAAAGGAGCUAUCAUGGGCUGGUUAACUAACCAGAAGCUGUGACAGAGAAAAGCUUCUGACCGUAGCCGCAUACUUAACACACAGACGUGAGAGUCUCCUUCAACUCUUAGCCAGAAAGCAGCUGCAGCGCACUUCCCAAAGUGUGAAGCUAUGGCUUUAAAUGAGAAGAUAACUGUCGACCCCCCCCCCAUCCCCCAUCCCCUUUCACCCCGCUCCAAGCCUUAUGCAAAAAAUCUAAUUAAAACAAAAGAAACAAAAGUGCCAUUGAGUUAGAAACUACGAUCAGGUUUAGCCGGUCCACGAUCAACGCAGACGCCGGAACACUGUUACCUUUAGCUCGUCGCCACACCGGAACUUCGGACGAGCUUUUCUUUCCUCUAGAUGCACAUUUUCAGACGAAUGACGAUGAAGGAUCUUGAUUUCUAGUUGUUACCUGUGUCCUUGUUGCAGCGCUUGCUCAACACACCACGAAAUGCUCAGACAUCUCUUCAGGUAACAAAAGUAGGCAAAGUUACAUCCAGGAGUUCAGUUCAAAGUAUUAUUUUGUCCCUUGUGUUGUUUCAUGUUUGGUUUCAGUGUGUACUGUAUGUGUUCAGCAAUGGCAGUAUUAUUCGCACCCCCAACGAGAUGGGCAUGUCUGUUUAGUCAUAGAGAACGUUUCUAUUUAUGUGUCUUAUUUUUUAUAUUUCUUUGUGGUUAUUUAUUACACCAUGUAGUGUACAAUACUGUAGUUUGUAUUAAUACGAUAAUAUAUUUUAGUAUGAAAAAGGUUCAAAGCCUGGGAGCUGAGACUCAGCCUGCGGUCGUGGUGAGGUGUUUUUGGAUCUCACGCCCUGCGAGCCUCCACGUCGGAACCUGUGACCUCUCGCAUACAUUCUCAUUAGUUUAGUUUUCUGCCCCUCUCUAAUAUGAAGCUACUGAACUUUUGAAAACUAAUUGUAUGUCUACUAGCAUGAGUGUGUGCUGUUGUAUUGAAGGAUGAUCCUUAACCACGAACUCUCCUUUUUGCCAAGCCAAAAUAAUAUUGACAUUCUUAUGUUUCAUUUGUGCCAAUUUGUUACUUUUUAUGUUAGUGUCAAGAUCACACCACUUUUUUACCCCAUGCCCCCUUUAACACCUACAUUUUUUAUAGUGAUUGUUUUAUUGUUUUCUUUUUUGUUUAUUUUUUAUGACUCCCCAUCUCACAAUAAAAUACAUCAAUUACAAGCUG